UCUUUUUUCGUUCAAUGAAAGAAGCUGAAUCUUUACACGGUUGAGUUCUGCUACUUGCUAAACAAUGUGUUACUGUAAAAGCUAACUUAGCUAAAUGCUGCCUGUACGUUGUUAACAGAAAGGCCAUGGUAUUGCUGAGUCGCUAAUGAAGUCAGAGAUGUAACGCGUAAAUUCUUUCAGAUUCGUUAUGAGGAAAAAUUAAAGAUUAAGAUGACGCCUCAGAGUGGUUACAGUGUGAUCGCUCAAACAUGUCAAACGUUUUGUUCUUGUGCUUCCAUGUAUGGUCCUUGGAAAACCUUCUAAUGGUUUGUUUUCAGAGGAUAUCAAAGAGUAGGGGAGAAUGUUACCAAGGGUAAACCUGAUAUGCACGAAGCAAUUGAUUGCUACACUGCAAUUAAACCUGGCAAAUAUGGAGAUCUUGCUAAACCAAUGGAAGGAUCUAAUAUAUGGCCUGAAUACCCAUCAAAUUUUGAAGUACUGCUGGAAAAUUAUAUCGACCAUUGCAGACAUCUUUCAAGAAAGAUCAUGCGAGGUAUAGCCUUGGCAUUGGGAGGGACAAUUGAUGCUUUUGAAGGGGAAACAGAAGGAGAUCCUUUCUCGGUUUUAAGGUUGAUUGGUUAUCCGGUUGAUAUUCCAGAAGAGCAGCGCACUGCUACUGGAUGUGGAGCUCAUACAGAUUAUGGUUAGUACAUCUAAUUGAGAAGUUUAACUGGAAGUAGAUUUGCAUGUGUGGAAUUGUGGACUAUGGUAACUCUUGCUUGGUGUAGACCAUUAUAUUCUUGUUAACACUCCAUAUUACAAUUACCUUGCUUCAU
Molecule: messenger RNA, 815 nt
Organism: Phragmites australis (common reed)
Lineage: Eukaryota; Viridiplantae; Streptophyta; Magnoliopsida; Poales; Poaceae
Product: 2-oxoglutarate-dependent dioxygenase 33-like
Exons: 5
Coding region: 364-687 (107 amino acids)
Source: RefSeq, a predicted model, not a curated record